This is a messenger RNA of Paramuricea clavata, 8750 nucleotides long. Lineage: Eukaryota; Metazoa; Cnidaria; Anthozoa; Malacalcyonacea; Plexauridae. The record is from the annotation of a GenBank genome assembly.
UUUUAAAAUCAUUAAAAUUGUUAAAAAUUUCAGAAACGUAUAAUGCAUAAUUUAUUUCAUCUUGGAUAAAUUAACCAUCGUCCAAAAGUCGUUUCUUCAUCAAAACAUUUCGACGUUCACUAUAGCAUGCCACGAAAGAAACCAUACAGUGUAAAACAAAAGAAAGAACAGCUUAAAAAGAAAAGACAACACUCAGAUAAGCAGCAAGGUAGAACAGUAAAUACUCAAACUACAAAAAUUUUAAAAAUUCGGUCGGUAUAAAUUUUGUAGUAGAAAUUCUGCUGUAAUGGUUGUGGGAGGUUGAGCAUAUUAACUAUUAAUGCGCAAGUCAAUCUCGUUUUGAGAAAUAAAAUCGCCUGGCAUUAGCCAGAGGCAAAUAAUAAAGGAAGGGUACAUAGUAGCUUAAUAGUAUUACCCAAAGUUAAUAAGUAACUGAUUAAUAAGUGUUGAGCCACAAUGAUCGAGUUGUUUCAGAAAUUAUCCACACUCCCCCCGUCGGGAAGGGAAAAUUUGUUUCUGAUAAUAAUAGGUGUAUUAGGGCUUCUGAAGCGGGUAGGGGAGUUUAAUAACUUGCAAUCUUCCAAUUAUGAGGUAUGUAUGUUAAAUUCUGGAAUGAUGAUUGACCCAAUUUACUUCAAUAUACCUAUUAUUUAUUUCAUAUAUUCUCUAUAUAUCUAAUAUGCUAAUGCCAGAUAGUUUUGGUUUUUAAAGGGACUUAAAUGUUAUUGGCUUAAUUAACAAAUCAAAUAUAUCAGACUGCUGCCUGAGGUCAAAAUUUUCCCACCAUAUAGUGCAAUUGUUUAAUGCAGAUCUGUGAUUUUGAGGCAUAUACAUUUCUCUUUGCAUGCCUCUCUCCAUGUAGAAACAAGAUUCAAACAUGGCGGCACAAAGUCGACAGUCUUGCAAGAGCCGAGUGAUUCCGAUUCUGAAGACUCCACACUAGCAUCGUCGCUUGCAAAGCUACACCUCAGCCACAAACCUCGCCGAGACACUGCCCAGACAUUGACUGGAAAACAGUACGACCCAGAUAGGUGGGACAUUGUUGUUUGUUGUGUAGAUAGUGCAAUAUGUUAUACCUUCCAUCUCUAUGACAGAGCUAGGUUCAAUUCCUGCAUGACACUCAGAGGUUCAAUUCCAGCAAUAUGUAUAGUAACUUGUUACUAAACUCAACAAUGUCACUAAACUCGAAGACUUAAUUAAGUGACAAAUGACACCAGAGACUGCCAAUUGAUCUGAGGGGUUCAACUACCUGAAAAACACAAGUAAAACAUUGAUGUUUCUUCAUUGUGAAGUUAGGGCCUUCAUGCACUCAAAACAUUGCAGUUACUUGUAUUUUUUAAGGGUAGUUGAAUCCCAAGGAUCAAUAAUUUCUGCAGUUAUCUGUUACAAUUUGACAUCAGAAAGAUCAGUUGUAUGUGAGACAGGUGUUUUCUGGUUUCUUUCUGUAUAGUAACACUGCAUGAACCAAUAGCCGCGGGGCCAGCUCUCAGUUAUUGAAACUCUAGGAAGAACAGUUUAAAACUAAGAGCUAUUCAUGAUAUAUAAAUUUAGUUAAGCUUUAAGUAUAUUUAAAAUUCAAAACAUUUUUCCAAUCAAGGUACAAACUAUUUUUCCAAACUGAAACCAAUGAAGAAAUUGAGGAGAGAAAACAGCAGGCUAGAAGGCCAAUUGUCUAUCUGUCAAAGGUUUGAUCUAUUAAAUUUAAUUGCACAGUUUUUGUUUUAUAAUUUGAAUUUUUUAUGACUAUCGUUUCUUCAAAAAAAUAGCUUGAACUGGAAUAUACGAUUGAAGAUAUUUAUAAGCCAGGAACAGGUAAUCUAUUUGAUUGUCAUAAUACCACCACCAUUGUCACGAUCACCAUUGUCACAACUACCAUCAAGUCACAACUACCAUCAUCAGCACCACCAUCAUCAUUAUCACCACCAUAGUCACGACCACCAUUGUCAUGGCUACCAUCAUCAUCACAACUACCAUCAUCAUUACCACCACCACCAUCGUCACGACCACCAUUAUCGUGACUACCAUCAUCACCACAACUACCAUCAUCAUUACCACCACCAUCGUCACGACCACCAUUAUCGUGACUACCAUCAUCACAUUAUAACUACCAUUGUGACGAUCACCAUCAUCAUCAUUACCACCACCAUCGUCACAACCACCAUUCCAUCGUCACAACCACCAUUGUGAUGAUGGUGGUAAUGAUGAUGAUGGUGGUAAUGAUGAUGAUGGUGGUAAUGAUGAUGAUGGUGGUAAUGAUGAUGAUGGUGGUAAUGAUGAUGGUGAUCAUCACAAUGGUAGUUAAUGUGAUGAUGGUAGUUGGUGGUAAUGAUGAUGGUGAUGGUGGUGGUAAUGAUGAUGAUGGUGGUAAUGAUGAUGGUGAUCGUCACAAUGGUAGUUAAUGUGAUGAUGAUGAUGGUAGUUGUACCAUCAUCAUCAUCACAUUAACUACCAUCAUCACGAUGGUAGUUAAUGUGAUGAUGAUGGUACAACUACCAUGUUGGUAGUUGUACCAUCAUCAUCAUCACAUUAACUACCAUCAUCACGUAGUUAAUGUGAUGAUGAUGGUACAACUACCAUGUAUGGUAGUUAAUGUGAUGAUGGUGAUCAUCACAAUCACCAUCAUCAUUACCACCAUCAUCAUCAUCACCAUUAUCAUCACCUCAUCACUCAUCAUCAUUACCACCACCAUCGUCACAACCACCAUUGUGAUGAUGGUGGUAAUGAUGAUGAUGGUGGUAAUGAUGAUGAUGGUGGUAAUGAUGAUGAUGGUGGUAAUGAUGAUGAUGGUGGUAAUGAUGAUGGUGAUCAUCACAAUGGUAGUUAAUGUGAUGAUGGUAGUUGUACCAUCAUCAUCAUCACAUUAACUACCAUCAUCACGAUGGUAGUUAAUGUGAUGAUGAUGGUACAACUACCAUGUAUGGUAGUUAAUGUGAUGAUGGUGAUCAUCACAAUCACCAUCAUCAUUACCACCCACCAUCAUCAUCAUCACCAUUAUCAUCACCUCAUCACCAUCCAUCAUCAUCACCACCAUCAUCAUCACCAUCAUAAUCAUCACCAUCAUCACCAUCACCACCAUCAUAAUCAUCAUCAUCACCAUCAUCACUACGACCACCAUCAUGAACACCAUGGUCACAUUAGUUACCAUCAUCAUCAUCAUCACCAUCAUCACUACGACCACCAUCAUGAACACCAUGGUCACAUUAGUUACCAUCUAACCGACACAGCUACUACGACCACCAUCAUGAACACCAUGGUCACAUUAGUUACCAUCUAACCGACACAGCUACCUACCACCUCUCUUUAAGUGUUGGACAUGCCAAAGAGACCCAAAUGGAAUUACAAAAUGGACAAACGACAGGUUGAAGCGAACGAAGAAUCCAUGUUUCGACACUACAUCAGAGACAUAAAACAUGAACACCCUGGCACAGAGCUCAGUUACUUUGAAAUGAACCUCGAGGUACAGAAACAAAAAAACAUGCCUGUCAAAUUUAAAACUGUUCUUAAAGACUAACACACUAAUUUUCCUCACUCAAGACUUGGCGACAAUUAUGGCGUGUUUUAGAAGUGUCCAACAUCGUUGUCAUUAUCACAGAUGUACGAUACCCAGUAAGUAUUGAUUGUGCUUUAUAUUAUCAGUUUAUAUAUUUAUUUAUCGAAUCCAUGAUCCCAGAGGUGAAAGGCACUUGCUCUGAUGCCUGGAGCCCUGUUUUAAUACAAGCAGCAAUCAGUUGAACCAUUGAGAACUUCCAUUUUUCAGCAAUUUUAACAUUGAUAAUGAUUCUGUAUUAUAGAUUAUACAUUUUUCACCAACACUUUACACCCAUGCAAGAGAAGAUCUUAAAAAGGAUGUCAUUCUUGUUUUAAAUAAGGUGAAGUUAAAGUCUCUGUUCAUGCUUAUAAGAGCAAGCAAAUUUAUAAACUUAUAUGAAUCCUUCAAUUCGAUACAUUGGCCACCAAAUACAAGACUUCUGCAUAUAAUGAACAGAACUAUAAGUAAACAUUAUAUUGCUGCACAAUACUGUAGUGCUUAGUGAAACCAGGAUCAGUUCUCACCACAAAAUGUUAUUGUAUUGUUUUAAAUUGACAAUUAUUUUAUCUUCAUUUGAAUAUUUUAGAUUGAUUUAGUUCCUCCUGAAGUCGUGGUUGCUUGGAAAGAUUAUUUUCAUAAAAAGUUUCCAGACCUUCAUAUUAUAUGUUUUACUUCAUUCCCCAAAGAUCCCGAAGAAAUAAGACAAAUGGAAAUUAAAGGUUUGCUGUUGAGUUAUUGGUCUGACAAACUUAGGCAAAGAUUAAGAUACUUUGUUUCAAAAUUAAUCUCUGCAUAAACACGGCCAACAGAUGGGAAUUAAACUAUCUACUCAGAUGGUAAAUAAGCAUACAUUGUUAGCAAUAUUUUGUUUAUACUGCAGCGUAGUGUUACUGCUUUCAAAUAAUAUAUUUUACAUUGUGAUUUAGUGAAGAAACGUUUACGGAGACGAAAGAAGAGAUCGUUUAUUCCAGUCGGUCCAAGAGAACUACAUCAUGUGUGUGAGAAACUGAUGCACGGCAAAGGUUGGUGACAAUGGUGAUGACAGUAAUGUUGUGAUGAUCAUGGUAAUUGUGAUUACAUGGUAAUGGUGAUGUUGGUAAUUAGGGUGAUGUUGGUAAUUAGGGUGAUGUUGGUAAUUAGGGUGAUGUUGGCAAAUGCUGGUGAUGGUAAUGUUGAUGAUGAUGGUAAUGAUGGGUAAUGAUGGCAAUGGUAAUGAUGGUGGUGGUAAUGGUGGUAAUGAUGUUAAUGGUAAUGAUGUUAAUGAUAAUGAUGGUAAUGAUGGUAAUGGUAAUGAUGGUAAUGUUGAUGAUGGUAAUGGUGAUGAUGGUAAUGGUGAUGAUGGUAAUGGUGAUAAUGGGAAUGAUGAUAAUGAUAAUGGUAAUGGUGGUAAUGGUAAUGAUGGUAAUGGUGAUAAUGAUGGUAAUGGUAAUGAUGGUAAUGGUGAUAAUGGGAAUGAUGAUAAUGGUAAUGGUGGUAAUGGUGAUGAUGGUAAUGGUAAUGAUGGUAAUGGUAAUGAUAGUGAUGGUAAUGCUGGUGAUGGUAAUGAUAGUGAUGGUGACAGUGAUGAUGGUGCCAGUAAUGAUGGUGAUGAUGGAUGAUAGUGAUGGUGACAGUGAUGAUGGUGCCAGUAAUGAUGGUGAUGAUGGGUGUGGUGACAUUCUGGUGAUAAAAUAGGAUUAUAAAAACUAGUUUAAAAUUUUUAUGUAGUAAACCUGAAAGAUUGGUUACAUCAUAUUGAAGAUCAGGAGAAAAACACUGAUGAAGGAGUGACAUAUGAAGAGACCUUAUCAUCUGAUGAGAACGAAGGUAUUACAAAUAAUGGAGAUACACCAGUAAUCUAUCAGUGUCUUCUAUGUCUACCACAGUUCUGUGGUGUUUCUUUGCAGAUGAUGGUUCAAUGUUUGAAGAAGUGGAAAAGAAAGAAGGCAUUUUAACCAUUGGACUUGUGGGUGAGUAACAGGAAAGAAUAUUCUUCAAAAGAACAAAGAGAAAAAUUUCUUUAUUUUAAUUGUCAAACUAAAGUACGAAUAUCUGGCUUUAAUUUAAUAAGACUAUUCACACUGUCGUAUUUAGUGUAAACCAACAAUUCCAUUUCCACCAUUAGGUCAUCCAAAUGUCGGAAAAUCAUCGCUACUUAAUGGUCUUAUUGGUAGAAAGGUCCGUAAUUUAAGUGUGUAUGAAGUACCAGAAAAAGAUAUUAAAAAUACACUACAAUAGACUAUUAGCUUUCACUGCUUAUAAAGCCUGUAAAAUAUUACCUAGAUACUAUUGCUUGAGAUAUUCUGUAUGUAUAUUUUACAGGUUGUGAGCUGUUCAAGGACGCCAGGUCAUACCAAACAUUUUCAAACUAUAUUUCUAACGCCAUCUGUACGACUAUGUGACUCCCCUGGUCUUGUGUUCCCAUCUCUUGUUAACAGAAGGCUGCAGGUAACCCCAAACAUUCUGGACAAAACCAUGCAGAAUUUGUUUUAUUUUAAGUAGCACAAAACCAAACUAAUAGAUAUAAAAGGCUAACAUUGUUAAUGAUGGUAGUGGUGAUGGUGAUGAUGAUGUCUGAUGAUGAUGGUGAUUGUGAUGAUGGUGAUGAUGAUGGUGGAUGAUUGUGAUGAUGGUCAUUGUGAUGAUGGUAGUAAAUGUACCAUCUUACAUUAUGAGAACAGUGGUACCUCAAUCUAGUCUAACUUCCUCCUCAGAUUCUAUCCGGGACAUACCCAAUAGCUCAAGUCAGAGAGCCUUACUCUGUUGUUGGCUACUUAGCGGCAUGCACCCCCCUGGAAAAAGUCCUCAAGUUGGUACAUCCGAAGGUAGCUCAAGCGAAAGAGGAUGGCGAGGAUGUUCCCGAGGAUCUAGAGUGGUCAGCAUGGGAUAUAUGUGAUGGUAAUGGUUUAGUCUUGAUAGGAGCAAAUUGUAUUUGUUUGUCAAGAUAUACAUGGCUACUUCAUAUAUUGAAAAGAACAGAUAACUACAGGAUCACCAUCAUCUAUUGCACAAUACUGUGCUUAAAGAAGUCAAGCAAUAUCAAGCAGCAGAUGAUGUUCAACUACAUAUAUGCUAAUAACAUGCAUUUUAUGUUAAUUUAUUAGCUUGGGCGGAACAAAGAGGUUUUCACACUGCUAAAGCCGGCAGACCUGAUACAUACAGAGCAGGUAAAGAUAUCUGCAUCCUCCCAACAUAUGAUUAGAACAAUUUAUACCAUUAUGCUUUGAAAAACCAUUUCACUCACAUUUUUCGCUUAAAUACUGUACUUAGACACAUUUGUUCCAUUCUAUGCUUACAUUAUCAGAACAAUGGUAAUUGGGUAAUUAUGUGAGUUAUUUGAAAAUGUUAAUUGGGUUUCCACAAACAAAAACAUGUGUUAGCUGUUUAGGUCAAUCCUCUUCAAUUUGUGCAAUGAGCCAGUUAGCGACCUGAGGGAUGUAAUUUAUUGCAGAAGUGAAUGUACUCCCUGACUCCCAUCUUUUCCUUAUACAUUCUAGCCAACAGUCUUUUGAGAUUAGCCACAGAUGGAAAGAUUGUGAUGUGUCUCUACCCUCCUCAAUUCACUUCAAAACAAGGUAUGAAAUGGCUCUAUUUUAAGCUCUAUGGCUAAUCACCCUUACUUGCUGCAGCUGAGGGCUAUUUGUUAGCUUAACUGGGAAGGAUGCAGCUCAACAUAUCGAGUCGAAUGCUUUCUAAGGGCAGGACUCAUGUCCAAUCACGGACUAUACUGUCAAAAUUCCCUGUGGGAAGAAACUGCAGUACCAAGAGAAAACCAACUACUUUCGGUCGUACGUUGACCGACGCUUUUCACAUAAGUGUCAUGAGUACGCAGCAAGAAUCAAACCCACGAUCUCAGAAGUGAAAGGUGCCUUGCUCUGAAGAUUGCAACCUUGCAGCUCUGUUGAGCUUAUUGGGAGUUUAAGUCUUGCGUUCAAUCGUCAAAUGGCAAACGCCAGGGGAAGAAAUAAUUUACGCUACAAGGUAUUUUAAGAAUGUAUAAUGAUUCUUUUGAGAUAAGAACGAGAAGAUGAAGCGAAGAAGUUAAGCAAAAAUUCUGCCAACAAAAUUCGACUCUGCUGUUUGUCGUUCCCGCAAACGUGAAACUGCCCAAUGCCUAUUCUUCAUUACUGUUGUCUACAAUAUUUUUUGUUAAACUAUAAUUUUUCCUGCCAUAGAAACUUGGAAAGCACAUUCGGAGACGAAGGACAUCGCAAAACUACAACAGCAAUUUAGUGACUUAAAACAGUGGAGAUUGGAGGAGGCCACCAGAGAAGCUGAGAGUAAUUCAUCUGAACACGAGCAGACUGGUAGCGAGGAAGACGUUCAUGUGUGCAAUGCAUUCUCAUUGUUGGAGCAAGAUGAUUGAAAUAUUCCGUGUAAUAUAUAGCUUGAAAUUGUCCGUAUGAUUGGAAAAGUUGUAUAAACAAACUAAAGGUUCAAUUAUUAUAAACUAAAGAUUCAAUUAUUUUGGAUAACAUUGCGUGGUGAGCAGUAGAAUAUAUUAUGUUGCAGUUUAAAAUGUUUUAGUAAAAAACUUCUACAUGGUGAAGUAAAAAUGUUCCUAUUUUCUGUGGUAGGCACCUUACCGCAACAAUAACUGCAAUAUAUAUGGGUGAGAAAUAUUAUUCAAACUAAAUUUAAUUUAUGUUAUUUCUAAUAUCUAGUUACAGUAUCUGUUAUUUUCAAAGUUUGAAAACGUUGCAAAACGAAAUACAGACAUUUUCCCUGUAAGCAAUGCACAAUGGCCUCAUUUUCAGUGAACAAUGGUUUGCACUGUCUAGUAAACAAGUUUCAUUAUAUGGACGUGAGUGGCCGCGCGGAAUGAAUUCCCUCGCCCCAAGAUAACGGUCGGUUUCGGCCAACCUCGGUCUCUUUCUUAGAUCCUGGGAACGAGGUUGGGUUUCGGCUUAGUUCCUAGCUUGAGAAAACAUAUUUACGAACUGCAGACUUAUAACGUGUAGUUAAAGUUUAUUAACUUUGAAAAAAAUUUAGUGAGUUCUAAAUUGUAAUUAUAUAUGUGAUAUAAUGCGCAUAAUAUGAAUCUUGAAAUAAUACUGACUUUACUUUAUACAUAUCUUCCAAACUUUUGCUUUCUUUUUAAAAUGUCUCAAUUGGUUGUCGGGCAUUCUUCGUACUAAAACCAAAUGUUCGACCAUAUCUAAACUUUUCACCUGUAAGAAAAUUAUGUGAAUGUCAGUUGCAGUUAUGCACGUGUUGAUGACACAGUGCAUGGCACCUCUGU